GCACACAGACUCCCUUUCUGCGUUCUGUCCCAGUGUGUGUGUGUAUCGGCAGUCGGGAGAAUAACGUUAGAGCGGUCUGUGCCCAGACAGAGGGAAUUCGGUUAGAGCCUCGGUGAGGGCUAAAAGCAGCGUUCAGCAUCCUACAGACCGACCCGGGCUCCGUGUGGGGCCGCUGCGGCUCCGGCUCCAUGGCCUGAUCUGUACCGGCGGCGGACGGACCGGCUGCAGCUGAAGCCUUCGAGAUGCCCCGAGCGCUCUGCAGCUGCACAAUAACACCGUCACCGAUACCGGCCCGGGGACUCAGCUAUGCUUUUCAGACGGAGAGCCAGGAUGUUGCGGUUGCUGGUUUGUGGUCGGUUGGGUCCAGUGUGGAUGUGGAAGGCGCUGCUGCUCUUCGUUGCCAUUGGGUUUGCUGGCCAGCUGUUGGGGGUCAUCUUCAACAAGAGUGUGCAGUCAGCCGGUCGCUCCAUCUUUUCCUCCCCCGAUGCCCAGGGGCCCUCUCUGGGCUCCUGUCAGCCCCACACCCAUAUCAUGUUCCUCAAGACCCAUAAGACGGCCAGCAGCACCGUGCUCAACAUGCUGUACCGCUUCGGGGAUGAGCGUGACCUGCGCUUCGCCCUGCCACUGGGCUACCAGCUGGGCUACCCACUACCAUUCAACGCUCACAGGGUCAAAGGUUACAGAGGUCCCAGAGCCGUGGAGUUCCACAUCAUGGGCAAUCACAUGAGAUUUAAUAAGGCUGAGACGGAGAAGGUGAUGCCUGCAGACACGUUCUAUUUCUCCAUCAUCAGAGACCCAGUCGCUCUGGCUGAGUCCUCCUUUGCCUAUUAUAAAGAGGUCGCGCCUGCCUUUCGGAAAGCCAAAAGCUUGGGCGACUUUGCUGACGACCCUAAGAAAUACUACGACCCCCGCCUCCGCAACAACCACUACGCCCGGAACCUGUUGUGGUUUGACUUCGGCAUGGACCACAAUGCUAAUUUCUCGGAGGCACUGGCUCAGCGCGCUGAAGCCAUGAUCCGCCGCACCUUCAAGCUGAUUCUGGUGUCUGAGUACUUUGACCAGUCCAUGAUCCUGCUGAGACACGCCCUCUGCUGGCCGCUGGACGCUGUCGUCUCAUUCAGCCUCAACGCUCGGCAGCAGAAGCCCAGUGUCAUCGGGGGGAUGGGCGGGAGCUGGGUUGGCAAAGCGGUGGCGGCGGCCGGCGUCGGCGGCAGAGUGGUACGUUCCCAAGCCAAGACGCUGACCAAUGUUACGGAGGAACAGCGGGAGAAGCUGCGGCAAUGGAACGCCCUGGACUGGCACUUAUAUAAGUCCUUCAACCGGACCUUCUGGGGGGAAAUCAAUAGGUUCGGUCACGCCCAGAUGGAGCAGGAAGUAGCUCUUCUCAGGACGCGGCGGGAAGAUCUGGCUCGGGUUUGUCUCAGGGAUGGCGGAAAGCCUGUAGAGUCGCACCGGAUCCGAGACAAAAACAUCCGCCCGUACCAGAGCGGAUUGGUGAAAAUUCUCGGUUACGAGCUCCAGCUGGGGCUGGACAACGCCACCAGGAUGGCCUGUCUGAGCAUGAUCAGGCCUGAGAUCCAGUACAAAGACGUGCUGGAUGCUAAACAGUUCCCACGGGCUCCGGCGGCCCAGCCAGGCCAACCGAACCAGGGCCCGAUGGUAGCGGCAGGUGGAUCUCUUUCAAGACAAGACUCGUCCAGGACAGGAGAGAGGCCGGUAGGGGGAGAGGCUGGGGGGAGGACGGUGGAGGAGGGGGAGAGGGACUGGGAUGGGAGCCGCUUAAUGAGGAGGAACCUGACUUUAAUACGAGGGCAAGAAAAAGGAAGAUGAGGUUUGAGGUGAGUCUCGUUCCCAAAUAUAAUGGUACCUUUUGGUCUUUGGACAUAUGGACUAAUGAAACUGAAAACUGAGCCAAGUGUGGUUUAUACAUGAGAAAACAAAAAGCUCCUCCUUUGUACUUCCACUUUUUGGUUGUUUGCUUGUUUUCUUGAAAGCCGUCUUUGCUUUUACUUGGUGUCAUUCUCGUGGACUUGACCCUUGACCGCUGAGAGCCUGGGAUGCUUUCAUGGCAUGCGGUAACAAGUUGAAGGAAGAAAAGUGAAAGGACCACUUUGUUUUUUGUAAGGAGAGGCACUCUAAAAGUGGUGGCAGGUACCUUCUGCGAAGCUGUUUGUAUUCCCUGUUCAUAUUAAUACUUUUAAGAGUUAGGAUGUUCACGUUGUCCUCGGUGCACAUGCUUGAAACUUCUCAACGUAAAAGGUACAUUUAGCCCCAGUUUUUGCCUCUCAUGCUGUACCGUUACAUUGAGUCACUGAGCUAAGCACCUGUUUUCUCUCCAAGACAAACACAAGCUAUUUAAAAACCUUUUUUCCCAGAAUCCUCAAAGACUCUUUCUGCAAUCUGGCUGAAAAAACAUUCUGCUUGCUGCAUGAUGAAGAUGAUGUUUCCAAAGACUGUAUUUAUGAAUCAAAACAAAGACCGUAGCUGGAAAUGUCAUAUUUCACUUCUCAAUGUAAAUUUACAAAUUUAAAUUAUUUAUUGUCAGUCAUACAAUAUAUGUUCCUUUCAAUUAUUUUAGAUUUUCAUAGCAUAUUACGCAUUUAUGUUGUAUAUCAUGUACAAAACGAGCAAGGAGAUAUGUUAUUUCCCCCUACCUGAAUAAGGAAACUUUCUUUUAUCGUGCAGUGGAUAGAUUGUUUUUUCAUUCAAGGUCUUUGUGACAAUUCUAAAUGUUUUUCAAAGAUUGCUGGGUAUUUUUCAGAAAGCUGCACGCUUAGAUCUGUGACUACAAACUGGGGUUAACGUAUUUAUACAACACUAGUUUUCCUUUGCUGAUAUGAUUCAUAAAGUCAGUACAUGAUGUUCCUAUUCCUCUCCUGAAAAACGCUUUCAGUAGUCAGUAUUGAGCCUGUGUAGAACCACUAACGGAAAACCGCCUGAGGCCUGUGCUUCAGUUCUGAAUGCUUGAAUCUCAGCGGCCUGCAGGAGGCUGGUUAAUGUCAGCAUUUGGGCACAUUCCUUCCUUUCACUAUCUGCUGAUCUGUCGACACAUACGGUAACAUUACCAUGGAGUUCCAUUCCUUUGUCAUAAUGCCAGGUAUUCAAAAUGAAAUGAGUGUGGGCCAAAAUAUAUCUCAAGACAGCUGCAUGCUAAAGAUGCACAACCUGAUUCUAAUAAUGACCUCAACUCCCCCAGAAUUCCUUCCAAGUAAACUUUGAAUAAUGGGCCUGCAGGAAUUUGGGGAAUUUUAGGUUGCUGUAUGGUCAGACAGCUCACUAACAUACACCCUAAGUAACUUAAAAAACAAUAAAAAGUAGAAUACGACCAACAAAAUGGGCAAUACAUAAAAAGAAAUCCCUAAACAUUAUGACAAAAACACAACUCAUAUCUCCGCAAAGAAGCAUUUGGGCACAAAACAGCUUUGCUUUUGUCAAAUGGCCUGUGAUAGCGUCCUGUAACAAAUGAGACCAUGGUCAAAAUGAUGGGUAUAACUAUCUCAGACUGAUGAUGACGUUCGUCCUAAUGUUGCAGCUGUUUACCUCAGUGUUUUAAAACGUGGAGCAUGUCACAUUCAUAGACUGCAAAAUGAGUGGACGCAGCAGCCGUGAUGUCAUUGGUUUGUGGACUGACAUUUUGAAGCCUUCAAGACUUCUUUUUGCAACCAGUGGAGUCGCCCCCUGCUGGAAGUGAGAAGGAAUGCGGCUUUAAGGCACUUUCCCAUUGGCUUCACUUUUCAGACUAGGUCCAUUAUUUUUACAGUCUAUGAUCACAUUACUGUUACAGCCUGGUCUUGGGACUUGUUAAUUGUCAUUGACAUGCUACUCCAUUAAGAGUCAAAUGUUACAACAUACCUAGCGAAAAAAAAAAAACCUCUUUACUCCUCUGUCAGGGACGAGUUCUCACGUGACAGUCUUGUGAAUAUACAGUCAAGUCAACACAGAAUUCCUACAUUGUUACAUAAAUGUACGUGUGUGUGCUCGCUGACAUCGUCUGACUGGUUUUUCUAAACGGCUCUUGUUGAGAACCGUGACCCUCACCUUGGCACAAAAUGGAAAUAAUCGUUAGUUGCAGCCCUAGUUGCUUCUUUAACUUUACUUGUAGUGUUUUCAGCUGACAUUAGUGACACUGUGGCAGACAGCAGCGCCCCAGUCAGUGCACUCAGCGGUACGAGUCUUAGAACACUUGACCAUCCGAUUGCGACCUCUUUUUUGGUUCCUGUACGCCUUUUCUCAGUUUCUGGAUUUUGUUGACUAUUUGGUCAGCGUUUCUGUCGUACUCCGCUGUAGCCAUCUCACGCUGUAUUUGUUCAAACAGUAACACUGGUUUCGUACUUGAAGUUCAGUCGAGUUUAUUCUCAAGUGGAGGACCACAAUGCGACCAUCUGUUAAAUUUAGAAAAAGAUCAAUUUCUCCAUUUGUUCAUCUCACUUCAAUUUUAUUGCAGCAAAAUGGUCAAGCAGACAAACUGACCAACACUGUCACUGUCAUAAAUGUAUGCACCUGACAAACUGAACAGCCUAGUCCACCUCAAUUAAAUGCAAACAGGUAUGCACUGCUGUGCUAUGCAUUACAGAUACCGUAUUGCCACGGAAGAUAUUGCAAUACUAUGCUGUAUCGACCCCCCACCUUUUUCUUUCUGAGUCGGCCCUUUAUUUAAAAGCAUACAAAACAUAAAUAGAAACAUUUUAAAGUUGACUUUACUGAUUUAGGCAGUGGGCAGCCACUACUUGUGUUAGCUAACCUGGUUGUCAUGUGGUGUGUAAAGGAAAACAGAGCAUACAGGAAACCCAUGGCAGCGCCGGCUGUGGGACUGUCUGUGUAUAAGCAGUCAGAGCACUUCAAAGUGACUCAUGUGUCUGCUGUGGUUUCCACUUACUGAUGUCAGUCAAUGCAACACCACACAGUCUUUCCUGUGCUGAAAAACAGCAACGUGAACCAUUUAGCCACCAUGGUCUCAUUUGUGUCAUGCCAUGCAGUCAAGCCAUUUGAGAACGAUAUUUAGAGAUGGAUAUUUUGCAGGUAUGGGGGUCCAGAAAAGAGCCAUUACGAGCCAUGUAGUUUUUGCUUACAGUAUGGCUGUAUGCCAGAUCACAAUAUUCAGUAUGGUUUAUUCAUAUUUUGGCACUGUUCUCUGUUUUAGUGAAUAAUUGCGUUGACACCUAGCCUGUCUUGGAUCAGAUGUUACAGUUUGGAGCUGCGGCCGAACUGAGAAUUCAAUUAGAGAGCUGAUAUCUGAAAGUAAUACCCACCCUAUGACCAAUCACAAUUGAGUAUUCUCCAUGGCCAUAGAGACAGAGCGCAUUUAAGUCCCGCCCCCCACACCGGAGAGGAAAACAACUCUCCACUCUCCAUUGACUUGAAGGUGCCACCUCAACUCCGUCUGCUAGCAAACAACACAAAAAUGCCUAAAAGCUCCUGGGUGGUGUGACGAACUACCAACAUAGUAAAGAACCCAUUAACUUAAGUUUUUAUAAGCUGCCGAACCGAAAAACUGAGCUUUUAUGAAGACAAAAGUGGAUGGAGACAUGAGGAAUGAGCAGGGAGAAUGGGAAGGCACUAAGUUAACGUUAUGCCCCACUUUACAGCACUUUGUUACCAAGUCAAAUAUCCAAAUGCUAAAAAAUAAGAAAGCUAUGCAAUAUUAUGUUUGCAAGUGCCUUAGCUUGCUAACACAUAGCUAACAUAUUACAUUCAGUAUUGAACACAACAAGCAUAACUGUUAACACAUUUUCUUUGUGCACGUUGUGUAAGAACAUAUUUGCCAUAUAAAGUAUAAAAAAAGUGUUGGAAAAGGACUUGACAACUUGUUAGAAAACUUUGGGAACAUUGUGAAAAGUUGCCACCAAGCUAAACCCACUGUCACUCCACAAGAUUUAUAGUGCGUUCCAUUUGUCUCGGAACUCUGAAGCCGGAGCUGGGAAUGACGUCACACCCGAGUUGAAUGCGUUCCAUUUAACAAGUCAAAUUUUUCAUUGUGGGCCAGGUUAGCCAUCGUUAACAAUACCAGUUGCUAACAACGCAUUUUGCUGUUUUUGUGCAUACAAACAGCGUAGCAACAUGUCCACAGAUAGAAGUUGGACAGGACUGUGUGUACGACUGGUUUAGUGAGACACAAAUAAGACAGAAGUGCUUAUAACUGUAUGUUGCUACAGCUGUCACUACUGUUGAUGCCAUGUUGGGUUUUGAACUCGGGGUUGUCAGAGUUCCGAGCUCGAAAAUUCGACUUCCGAGUACAAAUGGAACGCACUAUUAAACUCCCGAAGCACAUGAAUCAGCUGCACGUAUGGAAUGAAGGUCUGGAAACUGGGAUUGUGUGUCUCCAACUUUGAACAUUUGACUGACUGAUGCUAAUAUUCCCAAACAAAGAGUACUUUCACAGAGAAGCAGUGUGUACUCUCUGUGCUGUGCAGUGUGAACAGUGUCACCUUACAGCAGUCGGCCCUCAGGGGGGAUUGGCUGUACUGCUUUGUGUGUUAUGGCUGCCUCCUCUGUUUCCCUCAGUGAAUAGGAGAUUGUUAAUCAGCUUAACAGUCACUUAGUUUAGCAAUGAGUCAAAAGGGUUCAUAAAGAAUUAACCAAGAUUUAAAAUUAAAGGGACAUACCCGUGUUUAUUCAUGUCCCCUCCUUCCAGGCAAACAUCGGUUUAUAUUUAUUUCUCUAUAAUCUGAAACUCAACUUGUUAAUAAAAUGUGCUUUAGUUACAUAAUCCAUCAUUACAGUGACCUUUAUAUGGAAUAUGGAGCCUAAACAAUAGCUAACCCUGAUCCAAGACCAUCACAGGCAACGCAUUCUCAUGAACGUAUUCUGAUGAUAACGUAGGAACACUUAUGCACAGCAGUUCGUGUGAUAGCCUAUGGAAGUAGGCGAUCGCCGGCUGGUCGCAUGACAGUUAAGUUUAGCGGUCUUUACAGUUAAAUUUAGCCGAGGAAAGGUUAAUGGGAGUCAGGUACCGGUCACUGUGAGAAUGCGGUCGCUUCAGGGGCCGCUAUAGUUGAGUUCACCGUCAUGCGGUAACGACAAUUAAGUUGGGGCACCAAAACGACUAGUUAGGAUUGGAAAAAUGAUUGUGGUUUGGGUUAAAACACCGGUCCCCUUAAGUCAGGGGUGUCAAACUAAACUUCACUAAGGGACACAUUGAAAAAUGAGUCACAUCAAGGGCCACACAUGUAUAUUUUACUGAAAAGAUUUUAUUAAUCAAAGUCAAAUAUUUUUGACUGUAUUAUUGCAUGUCUCAUAUAGCCUUCUCACAUACAAUGUGAGCCCUAAAAAGUCAGCAAAAGUUUAGCAAAUCAAGCAAAACAAGGCCUUUCACAGAGUCUCAAAGUCGGCGAAUCGGCCCAAAUUCUGCUUUGAGUCUCGCGUAGUUGCAGUAUGAAAGCAGUUUCCCGUCUUUUUGGUUUGGCGCACAACUAGACGGGCCAAAUUUAUUGGGAACCUUAAUUGAUAUACAGGCUGGAUCAAAAUCUGUGAGGGGCUGGAUUGGGCCUGUGAGCCUUGAGUUUGACACGUGUGCCUUAAGUAGUAGUCCCGGGACACAAACACGCGUUUCCUGGGUGAAAGUCUUGUGUGUUCCCCGAGAGGCAAACUCCACUCCCCCGCUUGAAAGCCCUGUGUUUUAGGACCCAUCCAUCCACCCUAACCCCCUCCUUAAGCAGACCAGACUAGUCUUAAGCCCCUGACACACCAACCCGAUGGCUGACCGUCGGCAGAAAAGGCAGUCGGACUGAUCGGUCGGCUCCCUGAGGUCCAAAAAGUGCCUCGGAACACACCGAAGCGACGCCGUCUUGAGCGUACGUUCUGCACGUGCGCGAGACGUAAUACAAAGCAGCUUGUUCGAAAUACGAUCUUGUAUUUUACAAAAAUAGUUCCUGAAAACAUUUUAUGCGAGAAAUAGGCCAUGCAGUUGUUGAAUCUGUCUUCAUUUCAGAUCGCCAAAGGUCAGUUUAAAAGAUUUUCGUUCAAUUUUUUCGUCACUCAUCCCGCUCGUUAUUUCCAGGUUAGCACUGUGAGUCCGACUGCCCGCCCUCCGACCCAGCAAGUCAGGUUGGCCAAAAUGAAGGCCGACGGCCCCUCCGACGGACUACGGCACGGACCACACCAAACUGACUCGAGUCACUGACCUCGCGAGACUGUCCCAGGGCCGAUUAUUGGGUUGGUGUGUCAGGCCCCGGCCUCCAAAUGGCAUCCUACAGACAAAAGAAAACUUUAAAUUCACACUAUAAUCAUUUUAGUUUUUUUUUAAAUGUUAAUAUUUUCCAAUGAAAAUGAGAAUAUUGAUACAAAAAAAUGUAUACAAUUAAAUAAAAUUAAUCAUAUCGCAAUCGCAAUAUCAGUUAAAAAUAAUGUCAAUUAGAUAUUUCCCUCAUAUCCUGCAGCCCUACUCUUAUAGCAUUAUUUUUUAAUUAGAUCAUUGUGCCUACUACAUAACAUAACAUUACAUUUUCCUCUAGUGCCACCAUCAGGUCAAACUCUGUAUGUUCAGCUCCACACUGGCUCUAAGAAGUGCUAGGUCUGAGGCUUAUGGUGUUUUUCCAUGACAUGGUACCUGCUCGACUCGCCUUUUUUGGUUUUUCAUUACGAAAAAAAGUCCCUGGUACCUUCUAACAGGUACUUUUUUAGUAUCACCUCAGUCGAGGUUCAAACCGAGCUGAGGCGAUACCAAAAGGUGACAUGUCGCAUUAGGUCAUGGCAGUUUCCUGCGGCGGCGCUGUGACGACCAGCCGCGCUCGCCUCAUGUACGAGGCGGUACUAAAUCUGCAGUGGGAAAAAAGAGGACUACGUUCUAGUCGAGCCAAGUCGAGUCGAGCAGGUAUCAUGUAAUGGAAAAACGCCAUUAGACUGUAGAAAGACCUGAGGUAGGAUAUCAUUUUUACUGGGAUGAUAUAAAAUAUCAAAACAGGGGCCCCACGUGCUUGUAUUACAAUGAAGAACUGGACCAAAUCCAGCACACGUUUGCUGUUCUGGGCCACCACUGUUAAAGGGUAACUACUGUUUUUUUUUCAACCUGGACCCUAUUUUCCUAUGUUUGUUGUCUGUAGGGAUCCUUUACAUAAUGUUGUCAGACACGUGGCAAAGAAAAUACACUUUUAGUUGACCAAAUUUGCCCCAUUGGGUUACGUCACAGCCCGGUCUGUGGCUGCUGGUUAUGCUUAAUCGUGGACCAAUUUCAAAGACUGUUGUUCCUAUUAGUCUCUUCACUUUCACACAAAAACAUAGGACAAUAGGGUCCAGGUUGAAAAAAAAAAAAGGUAGUUACCCUUUAAUGAACACUAAUGCACAGAACACUUGCAGAUGCAGAAACACACUGGGACUGGUUCCACGCUUUAGGAUUAGGAUGCAGCCACAUGAUGAACCAGGGCUUUGGAACAUUGUCCUCCAGUAUUUAUUAUUCAAAUUGCCAUUUGUACAUACUGUAUUUAUCAGGGUUCGUUAGCGAUGCCGCCGGGGAAGGUACGACAGGAUUUAUUAUUGAUGUUGAUGAGAGAAAACGUGGAAUCUGCGCACACUCAUGCAUUAACGUUCAGUCAGUGUCGAAACACUGACGACCAUCGCCACUCCAUAAUUAUGUCCGCGUCAUAAUAAUUCAGCGUUACCAUGUAUUCGCUCGAGGAUUAGCAUGAUUAUACGGUUACAUCGUUACUUCAGAUGCGGUUUUAUCUGAAGACCACGCGUGUCGAUCUCCAGAUAAUGCUUCGAAAUGAUCAGUAAACACAGCCGCGCAAUGACCUCGGGAUUACGAGACAGGGAUUAAAAAGUAUCUUUCAUCUAAUCUGAGAGAUAAUUCCGAUACGUUUUCUCUUUGAUAGAAGAGUUCUCUUGUAGUAUAAGAUUGUUACGUCACAAUUAAAGACACAGAGGUCGUAAGGAUUCAUUUCUGUCGGUGAGUGCAAUGCGAGUGUGAGUAACGAUUAUUUAACACGAUUUCUCAUCGACUUUUGGAAAGAUGUUGCAAUUAUUGAAUGAAACACCCUGAACUGUGACAUUUCCCUUCAUGCUUUGAACUUUUUGUUUUUCUCAUUCAGAACACGAGACAAAAUAGGAGUUUACUUGCAAAAUGUAACAUGCAAAAUAACCGUUUUUAUUUGUCGAUUUCUCACUCUUUGCGAUUGUUAGGAGGCGGAGGCGGAAUCGGAAUCGUGGUUCAAAAAAAAUUGGAUCAAUUGCACAGCCGUAGCACAAUGUGCUUCCAUACACACACUGUGUACACACACCCCGACUCACACUCCCAGUUACACAAACACCCUCUCUGGCGAUAGGUAGCAGAGAGUCAAAUGAAAGUUAAAAAAUGAGCUUGAUUUUCAUGCCUGCCUUCACACUAUCAUCACACAUAACAUUCUGUUUUUUUGUUUUUGUUUUUUUUCUCCACGAGAAAUCUGAUAAAAUAGUUUUCACUGAUACAGUACUGUGACCUAUUUCCUAGCUAUUACAGGUUUUUCAUAUGUGAACAUGUUAUGUUAUAGAGUGUCAGAAUGUGUAUAAGAAUGAAAGGUACGUCUUGUGUCAAGCCUCUUUUAAUCUCAGUUUUCAGAGUAGGGAAUGAGCAGAAGCUCUCGGUACACAGCGCGUUUCAUCUAUUAUCGCUUUAUUUUGAACAGCUUCCAUCUCGGUUUUUAAUAUUCCCACGACGCUGGGUUAUUACCGACAAUGACAGGAAACACUUUAUUGAUCGGAUAUUCCUUUAAGCUGUUCCUACAGAAAGCAACAGUGUACUUUGACUUGGGUCUUACUUGAAAAUACUUUUUGGUUGUACUAGAUCAAGCUCUUUGUGUGCAUCUGUUGAGUUGUUUAUUCUUUCUUGAACUGAAUAAAAAGCAACAUUUCUUUAACUUCA
Messenger RNA from Perca fluviatilis (European perch), 10831 nucleotides. It is a transcript of the gene gal3st4, whose product is annotated as galactose-3-O-sulfotransferase 4. The coding region runs from base 307 to 1830 and encodes 507 amino acids. The transcript has 4 exons. NCBI's taxonomy places the organism in Eukaryota, Metazoa, Chordata, Actinopteri, Perciformes, Percidae. The record is from RefSeq and is a predicted model, not a curated record. Gene Ontology annotation, molecular function: galactosylceramide sulfotransferase activity. Gene Ontology annotation, biological process: glycolipid biosynthetic process. Gene Ontology annotation, cellular component: membrane.